UAUUUUACGCUUAGUAUUAUUUUAGAUCUCGUAUUUAAUAAGCCGUUCGGCAAUCUAGCUUCUAAUUUAAACGUUUAUAACUAUAUUUAUUUAAUAAAAUAUAGUAUACUAAAUAUUAUCGUUACGGCCGUUCUACCCUCCCUAUUCUAUAUAUUAUUAUAG
Colletotrichum lupini is the source of this 162-nucleotide messenger RNA. RefSeq names its product cytochrome P450. NCBI's taxonomy places the organism in Eukaryota, Fungi, Ascomycota, Sordariomycetes, Glomerellales, Glomerellaceae. The annotation marks the transcript as partial. The transcript has a single exon. The record is from RefSeq and is a predicted model, not a curated record.